UUUUAUCCACUGAAAGAACCUUAGAGGGUGUAAAAUGCAACUUUAUUGCGCCGCUUGUGCUUUUCCCCUCGGGUUUGAUAUUUCAACAGGCCUUGUAUGUAUUGGUUGCUUUUGUUCCAAUGCAGGCAAAUGGAUUCCAUAUCAGUGUGAAAUAGCAGCUUACAGAUCCCUGCUGGCCUCCGUUCCAUGGCCUGUCUGUGGGAAGAUGCUGUAGCAGAAAGUAGAAUGGAGUGGAUGGCCACAUUUUAAACUAAGUGUGGUUGUUUGCUUUAAUUGUUUGUGUUGUUAACUUGGAUUUAACGUGUUCUUGUAGUGUACGUAUGUCAUUGCAGUUGGUGGAUUACAGUGUAAUUCAGCGCGUUCGUAGACUUCUGGCAGAAAUAAGUUGUAAUUAACCUUUGUUUCCUUAUCAGACGAGCUAAAAUACUCACAGUUUUUGCCUUGUAAUCUUUAGCCAUGGAUUUGCUGGCAGUAAACAGGUUAUUUGCAGGCAUCCCAGGCAUCCCUUUGAUGGAUUUAGCGCAGUGUGCAGUGAUUCUAUGGUUCAGACGCAGGGGGGAGGAAUGUUCCCUUGACCAUUAGUGUCAUUAGUGCACGGAGACAGGACAGAAGUGACAGCCCUGGGCUGUAAGGCCCUUAUGUGCACAGAUGUGUUCUUCUCUAUGUGGACUGAAGUUGUUCAGGCCUUGAGCUGCCGUCGCUGGGAUGCUCUGAAGGUGCUCGGGUGCUUCCCAUAGCCCAGUGCAGUGCUCGGGUUGAAAUGCAGUUAGGGGAGAGGCUUGGGCUUCCUGGAGAUUGAUGCUAUUUUAGACAAGGCUUUUACCUGUCACAUGCAUGAGAACCUAACAGGCUUUUCUUUGAGUCCAGGCUGAAACAAAAGCACAGAUGUCACAUCACUCACAUUCCUGCAGCUCGGGAGAAGUGAGGGGCAGGCACUGCCAGCAGCAGGGGGGACACAAGGCAGGCACUGUUACUUAUAGGGACUGAAUGCCUUUCCGGGGUGUGGGGCAGGGACACCUCAGCCUGGCAGCCACAUAAGGCAUCCGAGCAAAGUCCAAGAAGAGCGAUUUAUGGGAAUCCCAGGGCUCUGUGGGCCGAGUGUUGUGAGAUGGGCUGGUGUCGUUUGCUAGGAGCCCUGGUGCUGCUGUCAUCCAGGAGAUGUUGGUGAGUGCUGUGUGGGGCUGCACUAUGGCUGAGGUGUCUGCAGACGAGUGCUGGAGAUGAGGAAAAGAACCAUGCAAUCAGGAACCAUGUAAUCAGAGCUGGCAGAUCAGGGCUAGCGUUUGUUUUAGCCUGGAAUGGGCCAUUGGACUGCCCUGGGUGGAGGGAGCUGGUGUCAUAAUGCCAUCCUCGUUGUACAAGGCAGCAUGGCACGACCAAGGUGUUCACAGGCUGGCUAACCUGAAUCCUUCCUCUACCCAUAUCCUAAGGGAACAAGUUGAAAUCAUCGCAGAAGGAUAAAGUGCGUCAGUUCAUGGUCUUCACACAAUCGAGUGAAAAGACAGCGGUGAGUUGUCUGUCCCAGAAUGACUGGAAGCUGGAUGUUGCAACAGACAACUUCUUCCAGAAUCCUGAACUUUAUAUACGAGAGAGUGUUAAGGGAUCAUUGGACAGAAAGAAGUUAGAACAACUAUAUAACAGAUACAAAGACCCUCAAGAUGAAAAUAAAAUCGGUAUAGAUGGUAUACAGCAGUUCUGUGACGAUCUAGCUCUUGACCCAGCCAGCAUUACUGUACUCAUAAUUGCAUGGAAGUUCCGAGCUGCAACGCAGUGUGAAUUUUCAAAGCUGGAAUUCAUGGAUGGAAUGACUGAGCUGGGGUGUGACAGCAUAGAAAAACUAAAGGCUCAGAUUCCUAAAAUGGAACAAGAGUUAAAAGAGCCGGGAAGAUUUAAGGAUUUUUAUCAGUUUACUUUCAACUUUGCAAAGAAUCCAGGACAGAAAGGUUUAGAUUUAGAAAUGGCCAUUGCCUACUGGAAUUUAGUACUUAAUGGAAGAUUUAAAUUUCUAGACUUGUGGAACAAAUUUUUGUUGGAGCAUCAUAAAAGAUCGAUACCUAAGGACACCUGGAACCUCCUUCUAGACUUUAGUACAAUGAUAGCAGAUGAUAUGUCAAACUAUGAUGAGGAAGGGGCAUGGCCAGUUCUUAUCGAUGACUUUGUGGAAUUUGCACGCCCUCAAAUUGCUGGGACAAAAAGUACGACGGUGUAGCACUAAAGGACCCUUACAGAGUGUACAUAGUCUGUACAAAUACCUGAAAUGGAAAAUUGCACAGUCAAUUUCUGCUGGCUGGACUGAACUGAAGAUCAAUCCUCACGAUGUGGCUGAGGGUUGAGACAAACCUUUAAAGAUACAUCAUGGACCAUAUCAUAAUUCAUCCUUCUACUGGUGGUUUGGGCUUUUCUUCUAGCCUGGACCGCUCCUGCCCGUUACAAUUCCAACUUUGUGGAUUGAUUUCAUCAUGGAUGAUUACUUUUCUCCUGGACUGCCCCAGUUUCAGCUCCCAUAAGUCCGAGCAGCUUUAUAAUGAUUUGAGGUUUCUGGUUUCACAUAAAGCACAAUGCUGGUCAUCAUCAGACAACUGUUGUGUGGCAUCCGAAUUAUACAGCUCAACAUCAGAACCGUUUUUAAAAGAAUCCUUAAAUAUACACUUGGGGUUAGUUGCAAAGACAGUCUUGAUAGCACUUCCUGUAAUGGUGAUAUAUUUAAGUGUACUGGGUCCGAUUUUGCUUUUUUUUUUUUUUUAAAUUAAAUUUAUUAUUUUUUUUCCCUUUUCUGGAGAACUGCAGGUAUCGUCUGAGUGAGUGUGAGCGUCCGGUAAUAGCAGUUACAGAAAGAACCAGGAAAGCUUCAGGUUGUUGAUACUGGGGUGUCUGGGUGCCUGUCUGCAAGGCUCCAUUGUACGUCAGCUGCCCCCGAGAACAGUACAAGUACGACACAAGUCCUGUGUGCUUACAGCAGCCGUGUGGGGCCUUCGGUGAGAGGAGCCGUGUGUGUAAGGGCAGGUUGUGAUAUUCUCUAGCUCCUUACCUAAGGAAAUAGAUUUUGUUGCCGUUUUGAGAUGCUUCUGUCACCGAAAAGCUUUCUCAGUGUGGAAAUGUAAAACUUGAAUAUGCUGAAUUUGUGUCUUAACGUUUGCUACACAACACAGUAUUUCAGAUUCAGGCGUGGGACUUUUGUGCGUGAGGUGUGAAGAAGCAAAAUGGCCCUGUUAGAAGAUGGUGUGUUUGAUCUGAAACCUGGUUUUGAAACCAUUGUUCUGAGAAGUUCAGUCUUCAUAACAUAGAGGUACUGCCGCUAUGGAUGACAGCGAUUUGUAUUUACUUUGUUGAGCUUUCCUUACAAGGACAUUUCACUGUGGUUGCCAAAUAUAGAAGUGAAGCGCAAAGCAUUUCCAGGCAGACACGGAUCUCAUAUCAACUACUACACUGGCUUCGUUUCCUUUAAGUUAUUUUGUUGGUUCAUCACUACUUCUCAUCGUCUCACUGCAUUUAAUUAAACCAAGUUCCUUUUGUUCAGAACAGGUGUUACCAGAUGCAGUCCUUUAUUUUUAAUGUUGCAAGAGCUCACGAGCUGCUGUUGUGCUAAACGUGGUCUUCUGCUGCUGAGUUGCUAUGGGGAAAGAGAUGUUCUCUGCAGGUCAGUUCUGCUCUGUAAAAGCAAGGUGGAAAAUGCAAAGCUCCGGGAAAGCAGAGAGCCAGUAGUUACCAUUAAGGGUAGAGGUGAGAGUCCAUGUGCUGAACAGUCCCAUGGUAAGGCUGGAAUGACUUCAGAAAUAGUAAGUGGUAGUUGCAGUAAGCAGCAGAACGCUUCUCUGUGGAUGUUCAAGGAGUUUAAGGGGAAAACAAAAAAGAAAAAACCAACCAGAAACAACCUGUUAAAUUCCUACAAGUGUGUGUUUCCAUUCUGUGAGGUUUGCCCAUAAGGCCACGUCGCUCCCCUCACAGCAGCACCCUCUGAAAACCCACCUGCAUUUCUUUCUGUAAUUCGGUCCCACAGACACACUGCAGACUUUCUCCAGCUCCUGGAAUUGGCUAUGCCAAAAAAUGGCUGUUUUGCUGCUUUCAGUAUUUCCUUUUUAAGUUUUGUGUACAUAUAAAUGGGGACUUGAGAUGAGGGGUGGGGGUGUGUGUGGAAGAAGCUCUACAAGGUAUCUAUGCGUGCUGUUUUCUGUCCUGAGGGUUCUGGUACAGUUUCAGGUUGAUUUGUUCGCGUGCUGUGUCUGGGAUGUGAACCGACUCUGGUUGUAUUUAGUCCCAGGACAGUCUUGUCCCUUGAAAGAAGCCCGAGGUGGGCAGUGGCAUAAGGCCGUGCUGUUUUAAAGAGUGUUCCUUUAGAAUGCAAGAUCUUUCCAACAAAAUAGUGUUGUCAUCAGUUUGGUACUACGUGCUUAUAAUUACUGUGUAAUUAUAAAGAAAUACAUAAAACUUUUGACUUACUAUGUUGCAGAAAAGGGUUAUUUGUGCUGCGAUGGCAUCUUCAGAGGUUUUCAAGAAGCACUGAUGUAACAGGGUGUUUGUUCUAAGGACAAAAUGCCUGGUGAGAGAAUAUUUUGUACUGAAAAGUGCUCGGAAAUGGCCAUUGGGUGUGUUUCUUUUUUCCUUUCUGUUUUGGUUUUGUUACGAAUGCAGCCAGUCGCUUCCUUGGAUUGCUUUGGUUCGUAAGUGCUUCUGUCCUCAAUCUGAGAACCUGCCCUUAAUGGAUCGAUUGAGUUUUGCCAAAUGUGAGGAGCAAAAGGUAAACGUCACACUGAUAAUCUGUUUUUAUACAUGAAGUCUGUACAAGAUUAGAAGUGCCCUGAUAUAAAAACACUUAAUGUCAAGAUUAUAUUUAGUAAAAAAAAAAACCCAUCAUUUACAUAUCUCUGUAAGUUCAAAUGUAACUUCUUACAAUCCCUCGCAUUACCAACAGAGGCAAUAAAGCUCCAAUGAAAUUGCCGUGACCAAGUCUUCUCAUGCAUUGUUUCAAUCUAUUAUUUGUAAGGCAUCUCUAGACUGUUUUUUAACCACAAACAGGGAAGUGUGGAAUGUUUGUCCCUGGCGUAAAACACACACUUGAUGGUGGGUGAGUCUUUUGCGAUGUCUUGCCUACUGCUUAUGCGGAACGUUUACAGGUACAGAAUGGAGCUGAUCUUACCCAGCUGUGCUGCAUUAACAUCACCUGGCACGCAGUGGAAGACACCACACACAGUGCAUUUGAUUCAGUAAGUUGGGUUACAGACUGCAGCACCAUAAAGUGACUUUUUUUGUUGACCAGCCUGUUAAUGCGUAACUUAUGAAUUGCUUCAAAACUGUUUUACAACAAACUCCUUGCAGAGAACUCCUUAUUUAAGAAAGAUAUAAUUUUUUUAAGAAUGCAUUUAAUAAACUUUUGUCAAGCACACUUGGUUUUAAAUAACAGUGCCAGACGUCUCUGUAGAUUUUAUUUGUGUGGUAACGCUGCCUGUGUUUGGUUUUUAAGUCCUCUGAGCAUUCAGAGAGCAGACAGCCCUGUACGUAGUUGAUGAAAUGGUAACGUUAGCGCUGAGAAAGAGGCUUUUGCCUUGUAGUACUAAGCAGAAUGGCUGAGAAUCAACAGGUGAGAGCAGCGAAGGAGCUCAGCUCUGCAGUUGGAACAGCUGCCUCUGCCAGUCGCUCCUUUAGUCUGAAGGAUGGACAUUUAAACAGGUACUUGCCAUGGGUGGUUCUGAUUGUCCUGCUUUUUUUCCUCUAAGAACCUAUACAGUAUUAUAUACAGUGUAUGUAUAUACCUCUAGUAUUAUAGUUACUUCAGUUCUCAUGUUACUUAGCAAAAGAAACUGGCACUUCAUGUUUCCUUUAAUGCUUAAUUCUUUGGCAUAUUCCAUGAGCAAUGGGAUGUGCAAGGUGGUUGGUAAGGUGAAGUCUGUCUGUCUGCCUGUCCAGCUGUGUGUGAUUCCAGCUGUCUGUCCAUCCCUUGUCUCCUUGUCUUUGUGUACCUGUCUCUGUGCCCAUCCAUCUGUGUGGCCCUGCUGGACUGUGCCUGUUCUCCUCCUCUGUGACUGAAGGUGGGGAUGGAGGGGCAGCAGCCUCACAGCUCUCACCCAUCUUUUCCUCUGACCCGUAAUCAAAGCAAUGACUCAGCUGUAAGCGAAACUUUUAUUUAAUAAAUAUAAUUAAUUUCCAUAAACCAUAAAGCAACUUCUACUGCCUGAGCUGCACGAUGCGCAAGCACACAGACUCGCUGUCAGCGUCAGAAGGAACACGAGGCAGCCACAGUGUCACAGGUCCAGAAUUCUUAAUGCUAAUUAUUGCUACAGUUGCCAGUUGCCAGUGAUCCUUAAUUACCUAAAAUUAAGGAUUACCUGGUUACAAUGGUACCUCACGUGCUUUACCCAUUCACGUUGUCUUUUUUCUCAGGAAAAAAAAUAGGAGUGAGGAGAACUGGAUGCCUCUCCCAGGAAGGAGGAGUGAGGGAGGUGUGCAAUGGGAGCUACAAUAGGAACAGAGCUGGACAUGUAAAGAAUCCCCUCCUUGCUGUAUCGUUGUAUCUGAAAGCAAACUCUGUUAUGACCCGUGCCAGCAAGAGAGGAAAACAGUCACGUAUGUGUGUAUACUUUUUAAACUCAUUGCCACAGUGCAGAAAAGAGGAGAAUGACUGAACUCUGCUGCUACUCCAGGUGGAGGUGCUGAGGACACACACGCUGGAUCCCAGGCAGGUGAAGCGCAGGGCUUUGGUUAGGCAAGAAGUCGCCCUGCUGGAACCUGCAGUGUUUUCCGACUCUUCCCACUUGGUGUUACACGCCGGAGAGAUCUUCCACCCAUGUCCCAUCAGGUUUUAUUCGUGUCCAUGCAUUUAUACAAACCAGAAACAACAACAUAGAAGUCGUAUCUACAAUGACAACUUUAUAUACUUAUUGCAAAACAACGAGGUAACAUGGCAACACCCAGAGCAAGGCGAGUACAUCAACGUGAUGAGAACAUUCCUGUUAACAAAAGCGUGGGCAGCAGAGCCAGCGGACAUUGCUAGGAGCAGCUGGAGGCUCUAGGAGAAGCUGAAGGCUCGCAAAUACCGAUGCGAAUGCAUGUCUAAGCUGAUCGAGGGCAAGAGUUAGGUGGUGCAGCCAUGAGCAUCCCAUCCUUCCUCCUGAGCUUAAAUUGAGUCAUUCAAAUAGAAAGCAGAAACCAGAGAGGUCAGUCAUAGCACUAGAAGCAAACAGAAGCAAAGAAGAUACAAACCAGCCAACAACAAAGAGCCACAGAAGAAAAA
Molecule: messenger RNA, 7225 nt
Organism: Coturnix japonica (Japanese quail)
Lineage: Eukaryota; Metazoa; Chordata; Aves; Galliformes; Phasianidae
Gene: DCUN1D1
Product: defective in cullin neddylation 1 domain containing 1
Biological process (GO): protein neddylation
Cellular component (GO): ubiquitin ligase complex
Molecular function (GO): cullin family protein binding; ubiquitin conjugating enzyme binding; ubiquitin-like protein binding
Source: RefSeq, a predicted model, not a curated record